Molecule: messenger RNA, 1022 nt
Organism: Haliotis rufescens (red abalone)
Lineage: Eukaryota; Metazoa; Mollusca; Gastropoda; Lepetellida; Haliotidae
Exons: 2
Coding region: 156-1022 (288 amino acids)
Source: RefSeq, a predicted model, not a curated record
UCUACUCUGUCCUCAGGGCCAGAUAUAACAGGCUGCGUUUGUGAACUCCAGACAUACCAAGCGGACAAAACAGUGGAUAACCUGGACCUGUGUGAUCUGUGUGUUUGGAUAUUUAUUUUCUAGUUCUAUCCAUGCUUUAUUGACCAGUCUUCAAAAUGGAUGUGGCAUCACGUCUCCGACAACCUCUGUGCAUCGAUACCAACAUCGCCUACUCCUUGGAUCUCAGUAAAUUUCCAGGUCUUGAUGAUCCUCAGCACAAGAAUCAACCGUCCCUUCUCAUAGCGUCACCAGUCCCUGCUGUAUCUACUGACAUAAUACCUAGUCCGACAACUGUGGAGAUUCCAGGCCUAAAUGAGGAGCUUUUAGAUGACCUCCUAUCUGUUAUAGAUUGGGAGAACAAAGCCUACGAAGCCAGCCAUGAACCAGCACAUAAGCACCUCACGAACACUGUACGACAAACACAGCAAGUGCAUCAAGUCCAGUCUACGCACCAUCGCCACCAAGGUCACACGUCUGUUCCUGCAAGGUCACACGUGCCAUCUCAUGCCGUGGUAAACCCAAACAUGCGACAGCCCGCACAAUGUCCUAACAAGCUGGUGACAAACAGCGAUCUUUCGAAAUACGCUUUGGACGUUAUAUUCACCAACCUCAUUUACCCAGAUGUCAGUAGAGGCGGGUCCUUCUCAUUGGAUACUUUAUUACAAAGUGUUCCUCGAGAAAAGCCACAGCAGAGAGUGCAUUCUGGACACCCAGAAACCUUCAUUGGAGAAUACGUCUCAAGACUGAGACAUAUCACAGACAAUGGUAAUGAGAUGCCAUCAGAGUUACCUUUCCGUGGAGGUCAUAGCUAUGGGAAGCGGAAACGGUCAAGUGAUGUGACAUGUGAUUAUGAAACACAGAAACGUUUAAAAUGUAAUACAGAGCCUCAAAACUCUAAUGUGUAUUCCCGUAUGAUGUCAAAUGUGAUUCCACACGAAAGAACAAUGUUGGUUCCAAGACGAAUUCGGGAGCUUAUGUGUUAG